This is a messenger RNA of Asterias rubens (European starfish), 3107 nucleotides long. Its product is annotated as grancalcin-like. The coding region runs from base 168 to 719 and encodes 183 amino acids. The transcript has 8 exons. Lineage: Eukaryota; Metazoa; Echinodermata; Asteroidea; Forcipulatida; Asteriidae. The record is from RefSeq and is a predicted model, not a curated record. Gene Ontology annotation, molecular function: calcium ion binding.
AGGAAAUAAACACGCUACGUACCACCGGCGCGCGCGGGGCCGGACACGGAAAAAAACAUACCUACCUUAUUCUACUCCAUCCAGCACCAACCAGCGUCAAACGAUCCACGACUAACUUCAUAUUUACCGAUUUUUUUAGUUCCAUUGACCUGUUUUUGACAGAAAGAAUGGCUUAUCCAGGCUACGGCGCUCCUCAGGCACAUGCUCCUCCAGUGGCUGAUCCACUAUGGGGAUGGUUUCAAGCUGUGGCAGGCCAAGAUGGGCAGAUUGAACCAGUUGAGUUACAGCAGUGCCUUACAGCCUCUGGCAUAGCAGGAACAUAUCAACAGUUCAGCCUGGAGACUUGCCGUGUAAUGAUAGCUAUGCUGGACCGAGAUUACUCCGGUAAGAUGGGGUUUGCAGAGUUCAAGGAACUAUGGACUGUCAUUAACCAAUGGAAGCAGACGUUCAUUCAGUUUGACACUGACAGAUCAGGAACAGUACAGGGACAUGAGCUGCAUAAUGCAAUCAAGAGUUUUGGUUACAACUUGUCUCCACAAUGUCUUGGUGUGUUGAUCAGACGGUAUGAGAAGUCUGGUCAUAUCACCUUUGAUGACUUUGUGUCUUGUGUGGUACGCUUAAGAGCACUCACAGCCACUUUCCAGAGUAGAGACACACAGCGAAAUGGUUACGCAAAUUUCCAGUAUGAUGAUUUCAUCAAGUCUGUCUCUUGCCUGUAGGAGGACGACUGAUCGCUAUCCUAUGACAAGCCCAUAGUUUGUUAGGUUUAUUUUGUUAUAUCUCGGGGUUUAUUUCUUAUAUUAUCUCUGGGUUAUUUUCUUACAUCUUAAAAUUGUCCUUAAAAUAUACGAUCUUACCAUCCAGCUACCAAUUUCACGAAACUUUACGCCACUGUUUAAGUCCACUUGCACAAUGUAUAAACGUUGCGCAAGUGGAUUACACAGCUGCAGGGAUGGAAGACAAAACCCUAAUAUUUCCUCACUUAUAAGUCGGAGGGUUUUGUUCACUGUUCUUCAGGACAAGCCAAGUAUUACAUAUAAAACAAAGUAUUUUCUAGAUUUACAUUUUAAAAUUUGCACAACUAAAACAUUAGAAAACAAGGAGAUGAUUAGCAGUUCAUCUUGUUUAAGAUUUAAGUCUUUCAUUUCGAUUGAUAUUACCACUCAACAUUUUUGUGAAUUUCCAUAAUAAAGGGCCAAAGGUCAUGUACUUCAGAGAUGUUAAUUUUGCAUUAGGGAUAAAGAAAUUAAUUUAGAUUUUACCCUUACACUGAUGUGUAUUAAACAAGGUUUAUGUAUACUCGGUACUUUCGCGAGUUCUUUGAAAAAAAAUCCACAGGCAAAUCACUCGUUUGGUAUUUGAACUCACGACCUUUGUACUGCAAGAGCAGGUGUCUUAACACUAGCCCACUGAGCUAAACCCAAGGCUGUUUAUAGUCAUUCCAGUUUCAUAGAGUUCAUUGAACAAGCUCAAAAGUUUUAAGGAAAACUAAAUUACGUGGUUAUGACAAACUUAAAGCUAAGUGUGUUUAUCUAGAAAUUAAAACUUCAAUUUUGUAGUAGACCCUUCCCACGAAAUAAUGUAAAUUGCAAGUCAUGCGUGCGCACUAACACUUUGGUUGGCAAAAUGAAAGAACAUUGUGACUGUUUGUAAUGGGAUGAUAGUGGCGUGACGCAGACGGGUUUGGCGUCUACUUAAAGUGCACGUCUCUAUGGCGUUUGCCAACCAACAGUGUCUGUGCACAUGUUUGAAUGUAAUAAGGGUAUUUCAUGUGAUGGGUCUAUUGUAAUGUACCUGUACACAUAGAUAUAGAUGUUCACUUUUUAUUUUUAACUUAAACUACUUGUAUUUUCAUUUUGUUCGUUUUGUCUUAAUUUCUAAAGAGAUGGUUAUAAGCAGCUGGUUAUAAGUAACUGAUAAAUAGACCCUUUUCGAAACCACAGCUUUGGCUCCAGAUUCGACUCAGGAUAGCUUUGCUCUGUUGUUGUUUUGAUAAUUGCACGUGCUUUGCUACGUGCUCAAGGCUUCAGAUGUGAGAACGGAGCCUGAAGCUGGAUCGAAAGCCGAAGCAGUGGAUUUGAAAAGGUCCAUAGACAUGCUUGAUAGGCGGUAGUCUUGGUGCAAGGCGAUCUUGUUUCUUAUCACUCAACUAUCGUGUUUCACACUAUCCAAACUAUCGUACCCGUUGGGUGGAACCCUGUGUGAAAUUUAGGAACGUCUUUCAUCGAGACUUACUUAUAAGUAGCCAAGGAAGUGCAGCCCAAGAAAACACAGUUUAAUGUUCACAAAUAAAACAUGUUUUUAAUAUCAUUCAAAUAUGGAGCACAUACAUGUAGGUUUUUCUUUUUAGUCUUGGGAUGGAUUUUAUUGCUUUGUAAAAUCAACACCUGGACUAUAAUAAUGUAGUUUUACUAUACACACUGUUACUGACCAUGAACAAAACAUACUUUGAACUGUGCCUAUGUAUCAUUUAAACAAGUAUAUUGUGAGAAAAGUAAAAUCAAUCAUGUAGUUGAAUAAAAAUAUAGUUAAUAGUGUCUAUUUCGACAAUUGAUUCGUGUACACAAUUCAUUGCAUAAAACAAAUUAUAUUACAUUUUCUAUAUAUUUUACUUAAAUGCUUGUUGUAUGGCUAAAUGAUAGCAAGGAUAUAGUUUACUGCCAGAACCUGCUGAAGAAUAAAUUUCCAAACAACUUUAACAACUAUUCACUCCUUGCUGUUCAGAUCUAUUUAGAGCCUCUAAUUGUGGACAGCACUGAACAGAAGCAUUGUAUAACCCCUGUAUUGCAUGAUAAUGCAAUGACACCUUUAUGCAAACAUGUGUACAGUUAUAAAGUGGUACAUUGUAAACAAUUGUUUUUAUAACAGCUCUAUAGAAACAUAUACAAUACGACAAAUGAUAAUAUCAAUGUUUUACAUGUAUUUUUGGUCAUCGUUUGCAUUUCAGUUUUUUUUCUCCAAAUCUUUUAUUAUUGAACAAAAGUUAUAAUGGCAAACAAGGUUAGGUUAGAAGCAGUGAUGUAAGACAAUGUUCAAUUGUAGAAUUGCAUUUUUUAUUGAUUCUCAUGAGAAUAAUAAACUUGUAUAACUUUGAAGUUCACCUUCAA